UUCGGAGAAAUUGUAUUUUUAUACCUUAGUUACUCGGUGGUUGGUACUGUGUCACCUGUAUCUGUUCAGGUAUCGAUCCCUGAUCAGGUUUACCCCGGGCUGCUUCCACUCGUCCCCGUCUCUACUUUUGGUUGACUUUGGACAGAAACAUGCUGCGCGGGAGGGCUGCUGUGAGCCGGUCUUUGAGGGGGUUCAAAACGUUCCCUCGGGCAGCGGUGGAGGUGAAGAACGAGCCCAUCCUGGGAUUCGCCGAGGGGAGCGCCGAAAGAAAAGAGCUGCUGAAGGCCUUGGCCGGUCUGAAGGGGAAGACGGAGGAGAUCCCGUGCGUGGUCGGAGACGAACACGUGUGGACCAAAGACGUCCGAUAUCAGCUUUCGCCGUUCAAUCACUCCCACAAAGUGGCAAAGUUCUGCUAUGCUGACAAGGCGCUGAUCAACCGAGCCAUCCUGGCGUCGGUGGCGGCGAGGAGAGAGUGGGACCUGAAGCCCGUCCAGGACCGAGCCCAGGUUCUCUUCAAGGCCGCCGACGUCAUCGCCGGCCCAAAGAGAGCAGAGGUGCUCGCCAAGACCAUGAUCGGCCAGGGUAAGACGGUGGUGCAGGCGGAGAUCGACGCCGCCGCAGAGCUCAUCGACUUCUUCCGAUUUAACGCCAAACACGCCGUGGACCUGCAGGACCAGCAGCCGCUGGACGCCGAGGGAAGCACCAACACCAUGUUGUACCGAGGCCUGGAGGGCUUUGUAGCAGCUGUGUCGCCUUUCAACUUCACUGCUAUUGGUGGCAACCUGGCAGGAACGCCAACUCUGAUGGGUAACGUGGUGCUGUGGAAGCCCAGCGACACCGCCAUGUCGGCCAGCUACGCCGUCUACAAAGUGCUGAGGGAGUGCGGCCUGCCGCCCAACAUCGUCCAGUUCCUCCCGGCGGACGGCCCCGUGUUCGGAGAUGCCAUCACCUCCUCUGAGCACCUGGCGGGAAUCAACUUCACCGGCAGCGUCCCGACAUUCAGGCAUCUUUGGAAGCAGGUCGCUCAGAACCUGGACUCCUACAGGAACUUCCCUCGCCUGGCAGGAGAGUGCGGCGGGAAGAACUUCCACUUCGUGCACGCGUCGGCGGACGUGGAGAGCGUGGUGAAGGGAACCAUCCGCUCGGCCUUCGAGUACGGAGGUCAGAAGUGUUCGGCCUGCUCCAGGAUGUACGUACCGGACAGCUUGUGGCCGCAGAUCAGGGAUCAGCUGCUGGACAUCCACCGCCAGCUCAAAGUGGGAGACCCCGUUGAAGACUUCAGCACCUUCUUCUCGGCUGUGAUCGACAACAAGUCGUUCGCUCGGAUUAAGAAGUGGCUCGACCGCGCCAAGUCCUCCUCCGCUCUGAAAGUGGUCGCUGGCGGUAACUAUGACGACAGCAAGGGUUACUUUGUGGAGCCGACCAUCAUCCAGACCACGGACCCGCGGGACGCCAUCAUGAGCGAGGAGAUCUUCGGUCCUGUUCUUGCGGUUUAUGUGUAUCCGGAGAAAAACUACAAAGAGGUGCUGCAGCUGAUUGACAGCACGUCCCCCUACGCUCUGACGGGAGCCGUGUUCGCUCAGGACAAGAAUGUGGUCGACGAGGCCGCUAAAGUCUUGAGAAACGCUGCGGGGAACUACUACGUCAACGAUAAAUCCACCGGAUCCAUCGUCGCUCAGCAGCCGUUUGGGGGCGCCAGAGCUUCAGGAACGAACGACAAACCCGGAGGGCAACACUACGUCCUGAGGUGGACGUCUCCGCAGGUGGUGAAACAGACCUACGUCCCCCUCACCGACUGGAAGUACCCCUACAUGGGCUGAGUGUGCGGGGCUGGACCGAGGCCCCUCCCCCACCACAGCAACGGGACUUCCUGUGAGGCGAGUGGAGCUGAAUGGACAGAUGUUGGUCCAUCUGGGGCUCCUCUGCACGCUUUAUCCGCCCGCCGUCUUCGCUCCUGGUUUGUUGGUUAAUUGCCGUCCGAUGACGUUUGUGAGACGUGUCUACUCAGGCUCACCCAUUAACACUAUACAUAUAAAUCAGUGUUUUAGUAAUUGGAUGUAAAAUCAUAUAUUCUGAAUUAUAAAUAUUCUAUUUACUUUUCUACCGAAAAACGGAUGUCUUUGCUGAUCCAAAAGAUCAAAUAAUUGAGAUACUGCCUGAUUGAUUAACAAUAUGAAGAUAACAAAGUUGCGUCCCCAUCAGACGUUAUUUUAGGUCAAUAACUGAACAUAAAAGGUUUUCCUCGGUUAUGUCUCAUGUUUGUUGGUGUUCAUUUGGAAUAAUCUAAUUUUAGCAAGUGGGAAACGCCGUUUCUCCUUUUUUGACGCAACUGAUUUUUGUGUUGCAGCCAAAUGUGACUUCUAGUCAAAAAGCUGGAUUAUUAAAGAAAUGGUACAUUUUCAAUUUAACUGAACUAACCUGAGGAAGUGUCUUAGAUUUUAAUGCAGAUGACUAUAAUAUAUAUAACCUUCUGGGAUUUUCCCUGUUACAUGUUGAAAUGUCACUUUGCAUUUUUACAGUGCUGAAAAAUGUAAUAACAAUGGUUUGUUUUAUCAAACUGAAUAAAAAUGACUUUAUUUUAA
Messenger RNA from Pungitius pungitius (ninespine stickleback), 2582 nucleotides. It is a transcript of the gene aldh4a1, whose product is annotated as aldehyde dehydrogenase 4 family, member A1. The record is from RefSeq and is a predicted model, not a curated record. Gene Ontology annotation, molecular function: L-glutamate gamma-semialdehyde dehydrogenase (NAD+) activity. Lineage: Eukaryota; Metazoa; Chordata; Actinopteri; Perciformes; Gasterosteidae. The transcript is spliced from 15 exons. Bases 150 to 1820 code for a protein of 556 amino acids.